Molecule: messenger RNA, 3324 nt
Organism: Python bivittatus (Burmese python)
Lineage: Eukaryota; Metazoa; Chordata; Lepidosauria; Squamata; Pythonidae
Gene: TTC22
Product: tetratricopeptide repeat domain 22
Molecular function (GO): protein binding
Source: RefSeq, a predicted model, not a curated record
GCUCAUUACUGGCCAAAAUAAGGCUCAUCGGAACUGAUCUCUACUUUGGGCGAUUCACUGAUCAAAUGGUGAACAUGAAGCAGCAGGUUGACUAAGGAAGAAGCAGCAUUUAAUCCGGCUCCUCCUUUUGCAGACCUCAUGUGAAUCAGCUAAACCAGAAAUACUGGUAAAGAAAGAGGUGGAGAAUACAGAAAGGUAAACAAAUUUGAAAGGACGGAGAGAAAGAAAGGAAAUCCUGGAAAGGUGCUGGUUGAGGCUCCUGGACUGGUGAGGAGUCUUUCCAGCAGGGAAAAUGGAAGACGCCGAGGUGGACAUUGAUACUCUUAUUGAUGAGAUGGAUUAUAUUCCUGGUCACUUUCAUCUAGAUAUGAAUUUAAAUUUUGAAACUUCUGCACCAGUAAGUUUCCAAGGGAGAGACUUGAAGUUGAAACGAGAGAGUCUACUCUAUGAAUUAGAGUUUGAAACUGGCUUGCAGCAAUAUGCCAUCCAAAACCUUCUUGGGGUAUUUUCUUUCUACCUGGAGGAAGUGGAGCAAGCCAAGGAGAUUUUUCUGCAUAUCAUUCAAGAAAAGCCCGAGAAUUUAAAUGCUUGGGCCAACGUGGCCUACAUUUAUGACAGGCUGAACCAUGAGCAAGAAGAGGCUGAGUGUACUGAGAAGCUCUCUCAGUUAAUGGGUUUGGAUUCAGAAGACAAGCUGCAGGGAAAUCACCAGCUCAGAGCAGCCCGUUGCCUGGCUGAACAGGGCUACGCUUAUGCAUUUGAUAUCAGGCUAAUGAAUGAAGAGGAGAAGGUGGAGAAACUGACUGCAGGCCUCACACUCUACAGCAAGGCUCUUGCUUAUGGGAAGCAGAUCCCUUUGGAGGAAAGAAGGAGCUGGUAUUUUGCCAUGUCCACUCUGCACAUCAGACUAGAUGGGGUGUGGAUGAACAAAGGUGAGGAUGAGGAGAAGAGAUUGCCAGCUUUCAACAGAACUCUGGUUUUGCUUCAGCAAGUCCUGAAGUCUUCUAAUCUACACUACAGAGCUUUGGCCUGGUGCUAUCUUGGGAUGUUACUAGAAAGGAAAUAUUCUUUCUCAACUACUCCCAUGGGUAUUAAUGACUGUGGUUAUGCUGGAACUGAUCCCCUGGAUUGCUUUGGAAAGGCAAUAGAAGUUGCUAGAGGUAAUCCACCUGUCCUCAACCGCCUGUCAAAAGUCUUCCAUUUCCUUGGCAAGCUGGAGAUGGCAAUGGCAGUUUGCAACAUGGCUCUGGAUGUAUUGCCUGAUCCAGGACUUAACUGGCAGGCAUAUUGUAUGCGUGCCAAGAUGCUGAUUAAGCUGUAUUUGCGCGACGCAGAACGUGUGAAGAUAGGCUUGGCUGGAAUGCCGGACCAGAACAACCUUUUUGGGGCCAAAGUUGAUCUUGAAAAAGUCAUCCAAGUACAUCCCUGCCUGAAAAUUUACCAUGACCUUGGCCAGGUAUAUUACUACCUGGGAGUAGAUGCCAUGCAGGAGCUUUUCCUUGUGGAUGAAAGUGCCCUGAACAAGGCCCUUGUGCUCCUUGCUAAAGCUAUGGAAUUAGAUCUGGGAAAUGUCCUGCCCGAACUCCAGGUGUUGAAGGGAAAAUGCCUUUGGAUUAAAAAUGAGUUGCUGGAGGCCAUGGAAUGCUUCAAGCAGGCCAUAGAGCUGGACGAUGUGGGUUCCAUGCACAGAGAGAGUUUCCGGUGCUUAAUGGAACUGCUACUUACCCUGUUUGCUCAGAAGAGAAUAAAUAUGGAGAUGCUAAUGAAGGAGGUAGAGCUGUGGGUAAAGAAGGCAGAAGACAAAUAUCCAAAUCAGCAGGUGCAACAGGAACUUCGGCUGGUCUGUCGGCAUCACACCAGUGAGGUGCUUGAACUUUCCAAAGCCAUGCUGGCUCGAGGGAAGACCGAACUGGUGAAGCUGCUUUUUGAGACCAUGAAGUGUGAUUUUAACCGAGCCAGGCUGAGUGAACGUUCACUGUCUUUCUGAACUGCUGCUUCAAGUAACUCUUCAUCUAUCUACUACCUUAAAGUAAUUAAACACUCUUUCUUUAGCAAAAGAAACUAUAUAUUUGAGAGCUACAAUGCUUUCUAUGGACUCAAGUAUCUCAUGUACCUCUGGAGAAACCAAGAUAUGUAUGGUGAUCUUCAGAAAUGUCUGUUCCUUUCUCUUUUUUUAAAUAAUGCAUUCAGAAAUAUGGGUGCCCCCUUUUUAAGCAGGAAAAUAUUGUGAGUAUGGAUGUGUUUGUGCAUGAUACCUUCAUGAGGACCAACCAGAAUGAUGCAAAAAGAGUGUGCAAGUUUUCAAACCUAUGCAAAUUCUUAGUCAGACAAUAUGGCAAAAAAACGUGGGGAGGAAACAGAGAAAGUUUGAAAGAUAAGUGAAAUGUUUAAGCCAGGGGGUCUGUACGUUAUAGUCACAAUGCUGCUACUGCACACAGCCACCACCUUGAAACUGAUUUUGGGCUGCAGAUCUAAGCAGUUGAAACUUGGUUCCAUAACAUACAUUUAGGCAAAAACUUUUGAAGACUCCUGAUUUAUGCUGCAGUCCAAUGUAUGCCUACAGAUAGGUACAGCCUCCUUCAAAGUGAGCCUGGCUUCUAAUAACCAUAUUGUUUUCGGAGCCACAUUGUGGAAGUGGUUGAAUAUUUUCUUCUUCCAGGACUAUAUUUGACUUCCCAGUCUAGCCUACAGUCCUGAUUUUUCCAAGUGGUCUCCAGUCUAAGUACUAAGCAGAUCCACCCUGUUUAUCUUUGUGACAUCUAUUAGUAGUAAAUCCUGAGUUGAAGCUAUUCUAAUAGUAAUAAAUAAUACUAUUCCAGUUUCCACUGUUUAGCAGAUUACAGAUUAUUACUUCAAAGAAGAAGCUAAGAUGUAGAACAGGGAUGGAGAAUCUAUAGCCCCCACAGAUAAAACCACACUACCCAGUUGCCCUACCAGCCAGUAUGACCAUUAGUGAGGGAUGCUAGCAAUUAUAGUUCAGUAACAUCUGGAUGGCCACAAGUUCUCCUUAUGUGGGUUAGAAGCCAAUUAAGAAUCUUUACUAUAUGAAUUAGCAUACGGAGGAUGUAAGGCAAUUGAAUGAGAUCCAAAAUCAGACUAACCUACUAUUGUCAGUGCUAUUUAUCAGUAUGUAUUCAGUUUGGCUUCCGGGAGAUUAGAUCUUUUUCAGGCUGACUGCAACUUUGAUUUGUUUGGGACAACGGAACCUGUUGGGUUUGGUUUAUUUUCCCAGUUUUCCAAACCUUUGUGUUUGCAUUUUUACAUGCUCUUUCCCGUCUAUAUCCAUUUUUGUGCCUGCUUUUUCAAAAGGCUGCAUUUUUUUUU